AUGUGGCUGCUAAACACCUCUGCUUUGGAGCUGAAAUACUUCUUUGAGAACAACAGUCCCACCUAUGCUGUAUUGUCUCACAGAUGGACCCAGGAAGAAGUCACCUUCGAGGCCAUGGGAAAUGGUGACUGGCAGCAGGUCUGCUAUGUCUUCCUCAACGAUGUGAUGCCGCCGCACGUCGACGACCUGCUUUAUCAGCUUGCCGACAGUAAUUGGUUCAGGACGCUACAGGAACUGAUCGCGCCACGAUCGGUGGAGUUCUUUGAUUGUGAGUGGAACGCUAUCGGCACGAAGAUCUCGCUGGCCGAGUCAAUCGCCGCCACUACGAGGAUCGAUGUCGACGUCCUGACUGGUCGCAAACAUGCACAUGAGGUCUCCGUGUGGGAACGAUUCUCGUGGGUGACACAUCGUUCGACGACACGACUGGAGGAUCGAACUUAUUGCCUACUCGGUCAGUUCGCGGUCAACAUGCCGUUGCUAUACGGCGAAGGCGAUCGGGCAUGGGAUCGAUUGAUCAAACAGAUUGCGAAGUUGCCACCAGCCAUGCAGAGUUUCUCCAUGGUCAAGGAAUGCCGUGUCUUCUUCCAUGUUCAUUUCGAUCUGCCGCCUGAUAUGCAGAUCAGUACCGCCAGCGUGCGGCCAGGGUAUGCAUGGUCCAUCAAGGGACAUACGGCUCUAGUCGAAGCAACUUACACUGUUGUCCUGCCCAUUGCAAGCAGGAAUGCCAGCGGGGACAAGCAAAACAUCGAUUGUGCCUUCGGCGUGACCAAGCGUACUGUGGGAACCGAUUCCAGUGGAUGGCUUCAAUUGGGUAUGGACUCUUAUGGACAUGAUGAGAUGUGGUUGAAGCAAGUAGAGAGACUUGGUUGUGCAAAGACUGGUAUCCUUGAGCUUGAGCUUGACCUUGAUAGGCCGCGAAGCUUGACGGCGACAAUCGAGGAACAGGAGGAGAUGGCCAGGUCAGGAGCUAGAGUUUUUGUGCUUGUAAUUCGGCUGCAUGAUCGAGGCCAGUCUCCGGGCGGGUGGACAUUGUUGCCUGAACCGUCACCGCCAUGCACCAGGAGUGGUGGAUCUGAUCGGGUGAGAACACCAUCUAGACUGGGUAUCAAGGCAUGGUUCCAUCAGGAUCAGAUGCAGAAGAUACGGGGACGGCGGCGGUAA
This is a messenger RNA of Recurvomyces mirabilis, 1161 nucleotides long. RefSeq lists its product as uncharacterized. The record is from RefSeq and is a predicted model, not a curated record. Lineage: Eukaryota; Fungi; Ascomycota; Dothideomycetes; Mycosphaerellales; Teratosphaeriaceae. The coding region runs from base 1 to 1161 and encodes 386 amino acids. The transcript is spliced from 4 exons.